This is a messenger RNA of Osmerus eperlanus (European smelt), 3055 nucleotides long. RefSeq names its product ceramide synthase 2a (gene cers2a). Bases 626 to 1786 code for a protein of 386 amino acids. Gene Ontology annotation, cellular component: membrane. The transcript is spliced from 11 exons. The record is from RefSeq and is a predicted model, not a curated record. Gene Ontology annotation, biological process: ceramide biosynthetic process. Lineage: Eukaryota; Metazoa; Chordata; Actinopteri; Osmeriformes; Osmeridae. Gene Ontology annotation, molecular function: DNA binding; sphingosine N-acyltransferase activity.
UGCAAUUCUCUGCAGUCUCAAAUACAGUGGAAAGGUUGUGUUAGCCCGUCUAAAAUCACACUAAUACAGUAACUGUGUGUGCUUUAUUUGAAAUCCCCCAAAACACACCUCUACUAAGGUGAUUUGGGCUUGGCAAGAUGAGUUUGAACAUGUCCGAACUCUCUUUUCGCAUGCCGUAGGUCGUCACUUUAAAUAGCUAGAUCCCCGCCCCGCCCCUUACCUACCCAGUAUCCUACCAUCCCCAACACGCAGUCCCGUUGAACUAACCGGGCUGACGCCUUUUCUCUGUACAGCCAUUUAGUUUUCAAAGCUGGCAUAAAAGUAAACUAUAUAUUUUUGGGUUUGUGCACCUACUGAGCAUCUACCCAAGACGUGUAAUUUAACAGGAAAUCAAGCACAGAAAAGCCUUUUUGAUUUGAGAAUGCACAGACUAGGCGUCAGAGUUACCGGAUCAUACAGUCCUUGAUAGCGGAAUCCAGAUCGUUUUUCACCGAUCAACAGGUUGGAUCUUUGAUGCUUCGUCGACGGUGCACAACAGUGACACAAAGGGAGUGUACGGAGGUGUUUCAGAAACGGCAUUAAUCUGGUAUACCGCGGUGCCAUACCUGAGAAAAACACGGACAGGAUGCUUUCGUGGCUGAGUGAACUGGUAUGGCAGGACAGCUUGUGGUUCCCUGCUGGUAUGGGAUGGAAGGACCUGCAGGACAGGGACGGCGAGGUCUACGCGAAAGGACGAGACCUCUGGGUCAUCCUGCCCAUCGCGCUCUGCUUCCUGGUCAUCCGACAGGUUUUUGAGAGGACAGUGGCCAUGCAGCUGGCCUCGUUGCUGGGAAUAACGGAUAAAGUACGAGCCAGAGUGGCCCACAACUCCGUACUAGAGGCCUACUUCUCCUCAUCGUCAAAGCAGCCCUCACAGAGUUGUGUAGAGAGCCUCAGCAGACAGACUGGUCUGACUGGGCUCCAGGUCCAGAGGUGGUUCCGCCGGCGAAGGAACCAGGACCGUCCCAGCCAGCUCAAGAAGUUCUGCGAGGCUAGUUGGAGAUUUACUUUUUACCUUCUUGCUUUCUUUGCUGGCCUGGCAGUCCUGGUCGAUAAACCCUGGUUCUAUGAGAUGACUGAGAUGUGGAGGGGUUUCCCUAAAAUGCCUCUGCUGCCGUCGCAGUACUGGUACUACAUGAUCGAACUGGGCUUCUACAUCUCUCUGCUCUUUAGCGUGGCCUUCGACAUCAAGCGCAAAGAUUUUAAAGAGCAGAUAAUUCACCAUAUUGCUACCAUCAUUCUGAUUGGCUUCUCCUGGCUGGUUCACUACAUUCGGGCUGGUACUCUGAUAAUGCUAGUGCACGAUUCUUCAGACUGGCUGUUGGAGUCGGCCAAGAUGUUCAACUAUGCGGGUUGGAGGAAAACCUGCAACUACAUCUUCACCCUCUUCGCUGGCGUCUUCAUCGUGACACGCCUCAUCAUCCUCCCCUUCUGGAUCAUACACACUACGUGGGUGUACCCAGCCACCCUCUACCCCCCCUUCUUUGGAUACUACUUCUUCAAUGGCCUGAUGUUCGUGCUCCAGUGCCUGCAUAUCUUCUGGGCGGCCCUUAUACUGCGCAUGGUCGUCAAGUUCCUGCCGAACAACGAGAUCGUCGAGGACGAGCGGAGUGACAGGGAGGAGGCCGAAUCCGAGGAGGAGGACGAGGUCCACGAGAGGAGGGAGAAGUCCAAAAACGGCCAGGUGCAGAACGGCCAUGCUGCCAUCCUCAACAACAACCACCACUACCACAGCAAGGCGGAGUGACGCUGGGAUGGCGGAGCACGCACGCUGGCGCGGGACGCACAUUCUGUCCUGCCUGUGUUUCUGAUCCAGGAGGACUCACUUGGAAAGCAUGUCUAGUGCAAAUGGGAGGCACCACACACACACACAACGCUAAAUAGUAAGAAAAAAAAGAAAUAUGCACUUAGACUAAUUAGUCUCGCACAUAAACCUAAACCCUCCUUGUACGCCACCUAGUUUGCUGGCAUGUAUCACCGUUCUGUAAAUCACACUACAUGUAAUGAAAGGACAGGCAGGGUUGGACGGACUGUCCGGCGAGUUUUGCGGCAAAAUCUUCUCUUUUGUCCCUUCUCCUCUUCCGUUCUCUCGGUUACAAUGUCGCUCACCAGUCGCUAGCGUGCCUGCUCAAAGCAUUGUUGUUGUUCAUAACUGAAAAUGAAAUAUCGGGAUUUUGCGUUGUUGUUUAGCACAGGCAGGCUAAUCUUGUGUCUUUGGUGAUACUUGAUGAUCUGUUGCUAAACCAAAAACGCAAAAGGCCAAUACUUUUCAUUUCAAUUGAUCCACACUGAUGUCAAUGGCGUGAACUGUGCCAACCCCCCCACUGCCAAGACAGAGAGCAGGUGCUGUUUGGGAGGAACAGGGCUCAGUACAGGUCAGUGUUAGAAUCGCUGAAACAUAAAUUAGCUUGAAAGAAAGAUGGAACUGGUGUAAUGAGAACUUAUUUAACUGUAGAUCUUUAGUUGCCAUUGACGAUCAGCCCCGAACUGUGCCAGUGUUGAGUUCAAUUACGCUUGUUCUAUUUGGCAAUAAACAAUUACACUUUUUACUUUUUUUAGAAAAGGAAAAAAGUGUGGUAUGAAAGGUUUUGCUUCAGUCAUCUCUGAGUAAUGCAGUGAAUCCAGCUUGACUUUAUCUUACUUGUGUUCUUGUUAUGCUUUAGUUUAUCUGUUGUUUUAGUUUUAUGUUUUACUUAUGAGUGCGUCAAUCAUUUUCACCAGUCCGCAUUCACAGGGAUCACGGCUCUUCCUGUUCAGCCUUCAUCUUAAAUUCCACUUGACUGAGUGGGGUCGUCGGUCACUCCCUACAGACAUUCAUCCAUUCAAAUCAGUAUUCAUCCACCCUUUUAUUUAAAGAUGCACUUUCUGGGUUUCAAAUAUGUCUCAGAAUUGGCUGAACAUAGCCCUAAUCAUAGUGUCAACCGCAUUGCUUUGAGCUGCAGGAAGUGUAAUCGGAGUCUACGCUAUCUCUGCAUAAGUCCAUGUCCAUUUCUUUUUGAGAGAAAAAAAAUAAUAU